CACACACACACACAAACACACGCGCGCACACACACACAGAAGCUGAGAUGAAGCAAAACUCCCAUUCUUGUGCUGUUCUCUUUGUUUUGCUUAUUAUCUCCUCACACGCAUCUGCCCGUAUCCUUGAAACAAAUCAUGGAAAAGAGGAGGCAAAGCUCAAUAAUAAAACCACCGGAGAUUCGCUUGUACAUAUAGAAGGCAAUAACUAUUUAAAUACUCUCAUGGGGAUAGAAGAUUGUGAAAGUGGAGAUGAAGAGUGCUUGAAGAGAAGGGUUCUUGCAGAGGCUCACUUGGACUACAUUUACACUCAGCACCAUAAGCCUUGAAGACUUUAGUUUUCCUCUUCAAAGGUUAUUACUUACAAUAAUGGAGAUGUCUAUAUUUCCCCUUUUUAUUACUCUUUUUGGGCUGUGUUUUUCUAGCUUAUAAAAUUGUAACUGUUACAUUAUGCAAUGGUCUUUGUGUUGAUGAACAAUCAUAAAAAUCUCUGAAGAUGUAUCCCUUAGAAGCAUCAUAUCUAUUUGACAUCUAAAAUUGUGC
Molecule: messenger RNA, 540 nt
Organism: Ilex paraguariensis (yerba mate)
Lineage: Eukaryota; Viridiplantae; Streptophyta; Magnoliopsida; Aquifoliales; Aquifoliaceae
Source: the annotation of a GenBank genome assembly